GCUUUGCUAUGAAUUUUGGAUUUUUUUCCCUUCACAACAUCCAGGAAAAACCUGCUUUAUUUAUUCCUUCGUUCCUUCAUUCCAGCCGUAGCUUCCUUCCCGCAAUGCUUUGCGGUCGGGAGGACGUCAGGAGAAAGCUGUGCAGUAUGUUAGAUCCCGAGGACAGCGCGGAGCCCAAAAUUGGUUCUUCCUUCCCUAAAUUUUUUCUGCUCCCUCUAGCCAUGCUGAUCGUCGUAGGAGCCCUGCUGUUCUUGGCCUUUUCCGCCUCGGAACAGAAAGAGGACAAUUUUUACUCGUUUAAAGUGGUCAACAUCAGGGGUAAACUAGUUUCCCUGGACAAAUACAGAGGCUCGGUAUCGUUAGUUACCAAUGUUGCAAGUGAGUGUGGGUAUACCGACAGUCACUACAAAGCCUUACAACAGUUGCAGAGAGAGAUUGGUUCCUAUCAUUUUAAUGUGCUAGCAUUUCCCUGCAAUCAGUUUGGACAGCAAGAACCCAACAGUAAUAAUGAAAUUGAGAGAUUUGUCCGACAAACAUACAGCGUUACAUUUCCUAUGUUCAGCAAAAUAGCAGUGAAGGGCAUCAGGGCAAAUCCAGCCUUUAAAUUUUUAACUGAAUCCACUGGAAAAGAGCCAACUUGGAACUUCUGGAAAUAUCUGGUAGAUCCAGAUGGGAAAGUGGUAAAUGCUUGGGACUCUACAGUCACUGUUGAGGAAAUAAAACCUUAUGUGAUUGAACUUGUGAGGCAACUCAUUCUGAAGAAAAAAAUGGAACUCUGAUUAUUUUUUUAAAACACACAUUUUUAUAUUUUUAUUUUUGGAUUAUUGUUGUGGGUCUUCAUAUUGCCAACAGAUAAAUAAAUUCCGAUUACCUGAGCUAGCUUGCAUUCCAUAAAUAUAAGUAUUUGUUUCUCAUAUAAUACCUUUUCUAAGUAAAUCAUACAGAAACUAAUACCUAAGAAGAAAAGUGAAUGGCCAGGUUUUAUUUAUUUUUCUUACAAGUCACUUAUUGAUUUUAGCGAGAUUAAAUGCUAUAAAGGAUUUCUAGGCAGCAACCUAAAUACAGUUAGUCCUUGACUUACGACUGUAAUGAAACCCAAAAUGUCUGUUGCUAAGCAAGACAGUUGUUAAGUGAGUUGUGCUCCAUUUUAUGACCUUUUUGCCACAAUUGUUAAAUGAAUCAUUGCAGUUGUUAAAUGAAUCAUGUGGUUAUUAGGUAAAUCUGGUUUCCCAUAUUGACGUGCUUGUGGGAAGCCAGCUGUGAAGAUUACAGAUGGUGAUCACAUGACACCUGGACAUUGCAACCAUCAUAAAUAGAUGCCAGUAGUCAUGCUCAUGACGAUGGGGAUGCUGAAACUGGUCAUAAGUCUUUUUUUUUUCCAGUGCUGUUGUAACUUUGAACGGUCACUAACUGAAUGGUUGAGUCAAGGAGUACCUGUAAACUUUAUUGAUAGUAAGAUUUAUCGUGAACAUAUUAUGAUCCUGAACAAUUGCAAUGUUCAUAAUGAUAAUGAUAAUCAACAUUAUCAGCCUUGCCCACCUGCCAGCCAUUUCUUGGCCUCUGCACACCCUGUUUUCAGGCCUUUUUUUUAGCUCAUUUUCGAGGGUUUUUUCAACCUGUUUUUGAGGCUUUUGGGGGGGCCUGUUUUUGAGGCUUUUUUGGCCAUUUUUGAGGCUUUUUAAGGCCCAGUUUUUUUUCAGAAAAAAACAGAUUAAAAAAGCCUCGAUAAUGGGCCCAAAAAGCCUCAAAAAUAGCCCCAAGAAAGCCUCAAAAAUGGGCCCAAAAAGCCUCAAAAAAGCCCCCCACCAAAAGCCUCAAAAACAGGCUGAAAAAAGCCCCCAAAACUGGCCAAAAAAAGAUUGGAAAAGAGCUGAAAAAAGGCCCCAAAAAAGGGAGGCCCAAAACUUUUUGUUGUUGUUUUCCUCUUCUAAAUUUAAGUGUGUCUUAUAGUGAGGUGCAUCUUAUAGUCCAAAAAAUACGGUAUGCUAGGAAAAUAUAGUUAGUCCUUGACUUACAACAGCUCACUUACUGACUGUUCAAAGUUACAAUUGUAGUGAAAAAGUGAUUUAUGAUCAGUUUGCACCCUUAUGACCAUUAUAGCAUCCCCAUGGUCACAUGAUUAAUAUUCAGAUGUUUGGCAACUGACUCUUAUUUAUGAUGUUGUAGUAUCCUGGGAUCAUGUAAUUACCUUUUAUGACUUACUGAUCUAACAAGCACAAAGAAAGCCAGCAUUACUUAACAACUGAGUUACUAAUGUAACUGCAGUGAUUCACUUAACAACUGUGGCAAGAAAGGUCAUAAAAUAGGGCAAAACUCACUUAACUGUCUCACUUAGCAAUAGAAAUUUUAGGCUCAAAUAAGUCAAGAAGUACCUGUACACAUCCACAUAAACUUAUGGAAAAUUCCACUCACCCAUGUAUUACGAAAAAUAAGAAUUUCUCAAGUAUCUGUGUAUCGAGUUUCAUUCAACUUUAGGUUGCUCCAGAAGAAUAUUAAUAUUAUAGUUUUCUAAUUCCUUUCCCCUUUGUAAUUGUUAUUUGCUGUAGGAGAUUGUGAGGUAGUAUCCAUAAUAGCAUAUGUGAUAUGUGGAGGGAAAUUGCUAAUAAGGAUGAAUUGAUAAAAAUAAUCUAUCCCAUUAUCUGAAUCUAAAUUUUUUUUAAUGAAUGAAGAAAUGAAUGUUGAAUCCAUACCAAUUAAUAGUUAUUUUUACUCCCAAAUAUCACUGAAAAAAAUGCCUUAGAGAAGUAUCAAUUUAUAUAACUUUAAUUAUAUAAAAUCAUCCACACUUUUCUUCUGUAGCAAUGUUACUAAAAUUAAGUAACUUUAUUUUGAAAGGGACCAACUCUGUUUCUAACACUGUGAAAGGACUUGGAAAUUUUCAGUGAUUGAACACUAAUAAAAAGGGAUUCUUAUAAAAUUGA
Messenger RNA from Pantherophis guttatus, 2921 nucleotides. It is a transcript of the gene GPX7, whose product is annotated as glutathione peroxidase 7. Gene Ontology annotation, molecular function: glutathione peroxidase activity. Gene Ontology annotation, biological process: response to oxidative stress. Lineage: Eukaryota; Metazoa; Chordata; Lepidosauria; Squamata; Colubridae. The record is from RefSeq and is a predicted model, not a curated record.